Messenger RNA from Leptidea sinapis, 1490 nucleotides. Its product is annotated as rRNA N6-adenosine-methyltransferase ZCCHC4. The record is from RefSeq and is a predicted model, not a curated record. Gene Ontology annotation, cellular component: nucleolus; cytoplasm. Gene Ontology annotation, biological process: rRNA methylation. The transcript is spliced from 6 exons. Lineage: Eukaryota; Metazoa; Arthropoda; Insecta; Lepidoptera; Pieridae. The coding region runs from base 104 to 1465 and encodes 453 amino acids. Gene Ontology annotation, molecular function: rRNA (adenine-N6-)-methyltransferase activity; nucleic acid binding; zinc ion binding.
UUACGCAUUGUCAUACUCACGUGGAGUUAUCUUUUUGUAGUUUAUUUGAAUAAUAGUUUUUUGCAAAUAAUUUGAUAAUAACGGUGUUUCUUCCAAAAUAACAAUGAAAAGAAAAUAUUCAUCUGCUGAACGUCUUCAUAAAUCCAGUGGUAUCGAAGUUAUAGUGGAAGAGGUUUCCACUCACCCACUUUGUCUGCACGGUCCAACGUUACUUUUCUCAGGAGAAAAAGGCAGAUACUUUGCUUGUGCUACUUGUCGAGAUAAAAAAGACUGUACAGUACAUAUAGAUGAAGAUGAUUGGAAAAAGGAAGGAGUCAGAAAACGUAAUGAGAAAUAUUAUAACCUUAUACCAAAAAUUGAUAAGGUGGCUGCUUUGAAUAAAUUCAAUGAGGUAAAAUCUAGACACCCGUCAGAUAGAGCAUACUGUAACACAUGCAAGGACCUAUACAUAAUAUCACAAAGCAAGAAACAUAGAGGUGGAGAUCACAGGAUCACCACACCACUUACUGAGCAACUGCUCAACUCUCCAUCAUCCUGGCUGCCUCCACUUGAGAAUGAUUCAAGUGAAGCUCAAUACAUAUUCUCUAAGAAAGCUGUUAGCACUGUUUUGGGCAUUCUGAGGAAUAAUAAUAUCAAGAAUCUUCUGUGUAUUGGUACUCCAUCAGUACAUGAAGCUGCUCAGUUAGAUCCGGAUUUUGACUCACUUCUUUUGGAUUAUGAUACAAGGUACCACUUGUUUCAUCCACCCAACAAAUAUAUUUGGUACAAUAUGUUCAAUAAUUAUUUGUUUGAUGGUAAUAAUGAUGAGAAGAUUUUAAAGAAAUUCAUAAAACUUUCAAAAGAUAGGAAACUUUGUAUUGUAAUGGAUCCACCAUUCGGUGGUCGUGUGGAGCCACUUCUGCACACCAUUAAGGAGCUAUCCUCUAUGUAUAAUAAAAUAAAUGAUAUUGAAGAUGUUGAAAAACUGUUGCCAGUUAUCUGGGCAUUCCCGUAUUUCUCUGAAGCAUACAUAACAAACUUAGCACCUGAGAUAAAAAUGCAUGAUUAUCAGGUUGAAUACCAGAAUCACAAGAAGUUCCAAAAUAGCAAAGGUGGCAGAAAGUUUGGCUCACCAGUCCGCUUCUUCACAAAUCUUCCAUUACUUACUAUUGAUCUAUCUAAUGACAGUAGCUAUAAGUUUUGUGAUAAGUGCAAGUGCUGGGUCUCAGUGACAAACAUGCAUUGCACUAAAUGUAAAUCCUGUACAAGUAAGAAUGGGAUGACAUAUCGACACUGUAAGAUAUGUGGGCAAUGUGUAAAACCAACAUACCAACAUUGUACCACAUGUGGGCGAUGUGCUCAGGAGAAGCAUAGGUGUGAUUUAAUAGUGGAGUCUCAGUCUUGUUACACAUGUAAUCAGAAGGGCCACAAAAAAGCGGAUUGUGAAAUGAACACAGGAAGUAAUAAAAAAAGAAAAUCCCAUUAAUAAAGAUUUUUAUUUAAUUUUAAAA